AUGGCUUUCCCCAGCCGGUCUCACCAAGUAACACCCGAUAACCAUCCCCAAAGUAAAGUCCCAAGCCAUAAGAUCCGACACUGCAUGGAACUAGCAAAUCAGCCACCGUUUCAGCUCCUUGUCCCUGGCGAGGAGGUGACUUCUCAUCACCCUCCCAACAUGAGGCUGGAGAAGGAAUCCGAACUUUGA
Messenger RNA from Fusarium odoratissimum NRRL 54006, 189 nucleotides. RefSeq lists its product as uncharacterized. NCBI's taxonomy places the organism in Eukaryota, Fungi, Ascomycota, Sordariomycetes, Hypocreales, Nectriaceae. The coding region runs from base 1 to 189 and encodes 62 amino acids. The transcript is spliced from 2 exons. The record is from RefSeq and is a predicted model, not a curated record.